AUGGUGAAGGUCCCGCUGACGCAGACUCUGCUUCUGCUGUUGUUCCUGCCGGUCUCCGCCGGUACCGGACCGGACCCUGACCGCGGCAGAACCGAGCUGCGGCGCGUGCAGAGCCUCGCCGCUCAGCCCCGGUAUGGAGACUGCUGGGCGCGUGCUCUGGAGCACCUGGACACGCGCUGCCGGGACAUGACGUCAGAGAGCCAGAGCCGCAUCGCGCUGAGGUUCACGCACUGUCACCUGAGCAGCUCUGGCAGAGAUUUCCCAUCAUGUCCUGAGGGGUCCGACGUCCGCAGGUGUACAGCCAGCAUGGACGCUGUGGCGUUUAACACCUACACAGAGUUCUUCACCCACACUCACUCCAUCUGUCACUUCCUGCAGUCUGAGGCCUGGCAGAGCCGAGCAGAGAACACCAUGCACAGGCUGACAGAGAGUUCAGCGGGUGUAGCAGAGCAGCUGCAGUCCACCAGGCAGAUGGCAGAGGACCUGAUAGAAGCCCAAAGUGCGGCCUUACAGGCACAACAGGAGAUCCUGGACAACGGAGAGGAGCUGAGAGUCACCCUGAGAGACUCAACCCAGGGCCUUAGGUCUAUUUUCUUGGAGCUCAGCAGUGUCUCCAGGGAGCAGCAGGUGGCGCUGUCUGAGCUCUUCAACAGAGUGUCCUUCCUGCAGAGCUUCCUGAUGGUGGAGGCUCACAGUAUGAGCUCCUGUCUGUACAACGCAGCUGCACUCUGCGCCUCCUUCCUCCUCACCUCCACACAGCGCUCCUCUAGAGCCAGGUUGAUGCUGUUGGGUCUGGUCUGCUUAAACUUCUACUUAGAGAGGAAGAUCUACCAGUUUGUGUUGAGCUCUGAUCAUCCUGAACACCAACACAUGGAGCUGGUCAGUGUGUAUGUGAGUGUGUUGCGACAAGUCAUGGUGUUUAUAGGAGUGUGUGUUCUGCUACGAGCGUGUGUUCGGUACCAAGACCCGGUCCAGGAGGUUCUACAGCAGCUCAGAGAAACCCAGAACAGCCUGCAGGAGGCGCUGCAGCACGCAGGUGAGUUCUGCCUGAUCCACAUGGACCAGUACCUGACCCACGUGGACCGGUACCUGAUUCAGAUGGACCAGUGCCUGACUCAGAUGGACCAGUGCCUGACUCAGAUGGACCAGUACCUGAUCCACAUGGACCAGUACCUGAUUCAGAUAGACCAGUACCCAUCUCACAUCUCUGAUUAG
Molecule: messenger RNA, 1215 nt
Organism: Sphaeramia orbicularis (orbiculate cardinalfish)
Lineage: Eukaryota; Metazoa; Chordata; Actinopteri; Kurtiformes; Apogonidae
Exons: 6
Coding region: 1-1215 (404 amino acids)
Source: RefSeq, a predicted model, not a curated record